UCCAACAUGAGAUUGUUGACGCUUCUGUUGGUGGCUCUGAUAACGCUUAUCGAUCGUGCGCUGCAGACUGAAGGUUCAAAAAUAUUGGCCAUAUUUGCCUUUCCGGGCCGCUCUCAGUAUAUCUUUGCCGAGUCGUAUCUGAAGACCUUGGCAGCGCGGGGUCAUGAGGUGACUGUGAUCAAUACCUUCGAAAAUGAACCUGCGCCAAAUAUGAGAUUUAUAACCGCGUCCAAAAUACACGACUACUACGAAGACAUGCUUAAUGCGAUGAUUACGCCUUCUUUUUGGCAGAAACAUAAGAAUUUCAGUUGGAUGUUGGAAAUUAUCGCCGAAUGCGUAUUGGCAGAUGAGAACGUGCAGCAGCUACUAAAAUCUGGUGAAACAUUUGAUUUAGUCAUUGCUGAGGUCGUGCACACGGAGUCAUUGUUUGGAUUUGCCCAGCACUUUAAUGCGACACUCAUGGGCUUGUCCACCUAUGGUAACGACUAUUUAAUUGACGAGCUGAUGGGCAACAUAUCACCGCAGGCCUACAAUCCGCUCAUCAGUUCGCCAAGGUCAAAUCCCAUGAACUUCUACGACCGUCUGGAGAACCACUGGGAGAUAUGGUUGGAGAAAUUAGUACAGUCAUUUAUACACUAUCCCAAGAUGGAGCAACAGUAUGCGAAAUACUUUCCCCAUGCUAACAAAACACUUUCCGAGACACUGGACAGCUUUACUCUGAUGCUGCUCGGUCAACACUUCACGCUGAGCUACGCCAGACCCUAUAUGCCCAACAUGAUUGAGGUGGGUGGGUUGCAUAUCACGCACAAGCAGAAAGACUUGCCCGAGGACGUUAAACAUUUUAUUGAAGCAUCACCUGAAGGUGUCAUCUACUUCUCAUUGGGCUCUAAUGUCAAGAGCAAGGAUUUACCCGUAGAAACUCGGAAUAUGCUUAUGAUGGUUUUUGGAGGACUCAAGCAACGCGUGCUCUGGAAGUUUGAGGAUGAUCAGCUGCCUGACAAGCCUGAUAAUGUAUUCAUCAGCAAAUGGUUUCCCCAAACCGACAUCUUAGCGCAUCCCAAAGUGAAACUUUUCAUCACACACGGCGGCCUGCUGAGUACCAUUGAGAGUAUCUACUUUGGCAAGCCUGUGCUGGGUUUGCCCGUUUUCUAUGAUCAGUUUAUGAAUGUUAAGCACGCCGCUAGGAUGGGCUUUGGACUAGGCCUGGAUCUGCUUAAUCUUAAGCAGCCAGAGCUGGAGAAAACGAUAAAUAUACUUUUGACUACGCCUACUUAUUCCAAAACCGCUUCAAUUCUCUCUGAGCGGUUUCGCGAUCAGCCAGAGUCGCCGAUGGAUCGCGCGAUUUGGUGGACUGAGUAUGUAACGCGACACAAGGACGCUUCAUACAUGCGUGCCCCCUCGCGGGACAUGAGCUAUGUGCAGCUCCACAGCUUGGAUACUUUGGCGGUUCUUUUGGCUGCACCUCUACUUUUUAUGUGGCUGCUGAUAACGUUUAUUCGAUGGCUUCUGCUUCUGAUAUUUGGUGACAAGCGGAGGAAUCGCGAUAAGCAAAAGCGGCAUUAGUAAAUUAAUCUAUCGUGUUGAAUUUAAUAAUACUUACGUUAAAGUGUUUGCUGUCAAUUGAAUAUUGUUAACAAUAAGUUUAAAUUAUGCCACGCGUAAAAAUUGUAUAAACAUGUUAUGACUGUCCUCUCUUUUAAUUAAAAUAUAUAAAUCAC
Molecule: messenger RNA, 1718 nt
Organism: Drosophila novamexicana
Lineage: Eukaryota; Metazoa; Arthropoda; Insecta; Diptera; Drosophilidae
Gene: Ugt35C1
Product: UDP-glucuronosyltransferase 2B15
Exons: 2
Coding region: 7-1563 (518 amino acids)
Molecular function (GO): UDP-glycosyltransferase activity
Source: RefSeq, a predicted model, not a curated record